Messenger RNA from Halichondria panicea, 2743 nucleotides. Its product is annotated as long-chain-fatty-acid--CoA ligase ACSBG2-like. The transcript has 15 exons. Gene Ontology annotation, molecular function: long-chain fatty acid-CoA ligase activity. The record is from RefSeq and is a predicted model, not a curated record. Lineage: Eukaryota; Metazoa; Porifera; Demospongiae; Suberitida; Halichondriidae. The coding region runs from base 123 to 2573 and encodes 816 amino acids. Gene Ontology annotation, cellular component: membrane; endoplasmic reticulum.
AUGACACAUUCUGAUCACGUGCUGUGGUUUAGUAGUACAUUUACUACUGUCCAUUGUUUGCUCGAGUACGGUAGCUAGCUAGCUGUUGAUUGUCUAGGAACCUACGCGAGAGAAUCUAUAUCAUGGCUGAUCAACAAGAAAAUAAUGUUUUUCCAGAAUCAACUGCUGAACCAACUGUUGAUGAAGUACCUGCUUCUACAGAACCACUCGAGGAGCCCAGUCCAGAAGCAGAACCAACGAAGGACCCAACUCCUGAGCCAGAAGCAGCCAAAGAUCCCACCCCUGAGCCAGAAGUAACCAAAGAUCCCACCCCCCCUGAGCCAGAAGCAGCCAAAGAUCCCACCCCUGAGCCAGAAAUAACCAAAGAUCCCACCCCCCCUGAGCCAGAAGUAACCAAAGAUCCCACCCCCCCUGAGCCAGAAGCAGCAAAUGAUCCCACCCCUGAACCAGAAGCAGCCAAAGACCCCACUCCUGAACCAGAACCCGCUAAAGAACCUACUCUUGAACCUCAACCGCCGAAGAAUCCAGCUAUAGAGACAGAAGAAGUGAUUCAACCCCCAGCAGCCGAGGUCACUUUGGCAACUAUCGAGGUUACAGUUGGUGAAGAAGAGGUAAAGGAGAAGCCCAAGCCAUCAGUGACUAUUCGAACAAAGAUACGCACCACCAACCCUGCUGAUGGUGUGGAUAUUGCUAUGGGUGAAGAGGGAAUUGCAAGCGACGAUCCUCUCACCAUUCCUGAGGUCUUCAAAAUUUCUGUUGAAAGGUACGGGGAAAGAAAUGCCCUAGGAUACAAAGAGGGAGAUGAGUGGAAGUUCAUCAAUUACAAAGAGUACUACCAGUUGGUUGUCUCGGCUGCCAAGUCAUUCAUCAAGCUUGGCCUUGAAGAUUUCCGUGGAGUGGGUAUACUUGGGUUCAACUCAAAGGAGUAUGUCAUAGCCAACUUGGGUGCCAUCUUUGCUGGUGGGCUUGCGUUUGGAAUCUAUGCCACCAGCAAUGCUGAUGCCUGUCAAUAUAUUGCUCAGAAUUGUCAAGCCAAUAUCCUUGUUGUGGAGAACCAGAAACAGUUAGACAAAAUACUUCAGUUUCGAGAUCAGCUGCCGAAUUUGAAGGCAAUUGUCCAAUACACUGGGAAAUUGAGUCAGGAGUACGAGAACACCUAUGAUUGGGAGCAAUUCAUGGAGCUGGGGAAGGACAUUGAGAAUAGUGUCAUUGAGGACAAAAUCGCUGCCAUGAAGCCCAAUCAGUGUGCUACUCUUGUCUACACUUCCGGCACAACUGGCAAUCCGAAGGGAGUUAUGCUAAGUCAUGACAAUGUUUUGUGGGCAGCCAAAUCACUCAAGAUACACACUCUUCCGAAUUCGGAUGAGCAACAUGUCGUGGUCAGCUACCUACCUCUGAGCCACAUUGCUGCUCAGGUUUCGGACAUCUAUUUGGCUGUUUACUUUGGAGGCAAAGUGUGCUUUGCUCAGCCCGAUGCACUGAAGGGCUCACUUGUGGUCACUCUCCGUGAGGCCCAGCCCACCCUCUUCUUUGGGGUGCCCCGUGUAUGGGAGAAAUUUGCAGCUGCUAUUCAGAAUGCAGGCGCUCAGACUACUGGAAUCAAGAAGGCACUUGGCUCAUGGGCAAGAGGGAAAAGUUUGCGUGGCUUUAAGAACAUUCAAAAGAAUGAGUCAGUUCCAUGGGGCUGGACAAUUGCCUCGAAGCUACUGAAGCGGGUUAGAGAGGUCCUGGGUCUCCAGCAUUGCCAGGUGAUGCUCACUGGAGCAGCUCCAAUUCACAUAGACGUGUUGGAGUUUUUUAUGUCUGUUGGCCUGCCUAUUCUGGAGGUUUAUGGAAUGAGUGAGAAUUCUGGGCCACACACUUGUAAUAUAAUUGGAAAGUGGAAGCCUGGCAGUGUUGGAGUGACAUGUCCUGGCUGCAAAACGAAGAUUGACAACCCAGAUGCAGAUGGAGAGGGAGAAAUUUGCAUGUCUGGUCGGCAUGUGUUCAUGGGUUACCUCAACAAUGAGGAGAAGACCAAGAGCACCAUCGAUGAUGAGGGAUGGCUGCACACUGGGGACAUUGGCAAGGUUGACGAGGAAGGUUUCCUCUCUAUUACAGGGAGAAUCAAAGAGCUGAUCAUCACAUCUGGUGGAGAGAACAUGGCCCCAGUUCCAGUGGAAGAUCGUAUUAAGCAGGCAGCUCCAUUCCUUAGCAAUGUCGUUAUGAUUGGAGACAAGAGGAAAUUUGUCUCCUGUCUUGCCACUCUCAAGUGUGUGAUGGAUCCUGACAGUGGGGAGCCUACAGACGAUCUAGAUGUCAGUGCCAUUAAGAUAAUAUCUGGAUUGGGGUCAAAGUGCACCAAAGUUUCAGAGGUGAUUGAACAGAAGGAUGAAGUUGUGUUUGCAGCCAUACAGCAAGCUCUGACCAAGGCCAAUGAGAAAGCUGUCUCCAAUGCCCAGAAGGUUCAAAAGUUCACUCUGCUUGAUCGUGACUUUUCUAUUCCUGGCGGAGAACUUGGCCCCACUCUGAAGCUCAAGAGACAUGUGGUUACCAAGAAAUAUGUUGAGCAGAUUGACCUUAUGUAUGAAUAGAAAGAGACACCACCCAGCACAGCCUGUUAAACAGUAAAAUUAAUGUUGAGUAAUUAUGUCUAUAUAAUUAUAGCAUGCAGAGACUGUAGACAAAAUUAAGGUAGAAGUGUAUAAUAAUUGUAUAUUGUCUUGUAUUCUACGAAGUUCGGAUAAGAAGUAUUAAAUAAUUA